AUGGCCUUCAACGCUUUCGAUGCCGACGCCUCUGACUUGAACAUCUUUGGCAACACUAACACUUUCGAUGUUAACACAUUUAGCAAUGCCGACGCGCUGGAACUUAACACCGUUGACAACGCCGAUGCAGACCGCUACUUUCGGUUCCUCUUGUCGGAUGUCGCAUCGGCCGAUUUCGGACAGCAGUUGGAGGACUCCAACUAUGAUGAUUCGGUCGUCCAUGGUAUUCAAAUUCCGCCUCUCCCACUAGCCAACUUCGUGCAACAGCCAGAAGAUCACAAUGGUGCAGCACCGUAUGGUCUUCAAACCCUAUCUACUCCAACGAUACCCUCGUUCGUACCUUAUGCGAAUCAGCACUUUUCCCCGCCUCCGGUAGAGAGCCUCCUCAGAAAUGACGCACACUGGGGGCCGCUAUCAAGUUUCGAUCCGUCUCCCGCCUUCGGUAUCCCAGCGCAACUUAAUGUCUCUCCUGUGAUCGAGGCUGUGCACAAUUCUGUCGACGCAAAUCCGAAUCAAUUCGUACAAAAACCCAUCUCAAACGUCUGGAAAGUACAAGUAGCGCCGACAGUAGACGAUGCACCCAACGUAGAGAAGCUGACAGGAUGGUCCAUGAUUUUCGUUCAAGAAGGCACGGGAAACUUGAGUUCCAUGUUUGUGCCCUCGUCCCCGUCCCCGUGCUCCUCCCCUUCCUCACCAUUGGCGUACAUUUUUGACUGUUUACCGUCCCCUGAUUCUCCCCCCGAUUCACCUGAUUCUUGCCCCGAUUCCUCCUAUUCUUCCGACACCUCUUCUACCUCGUCGUCAAGCUCGAUCGACGUCACCGCGAGCGAUGGGGACCAGUCGAACUUGAAAGCUCUAUUUCCUUACCUCAAUGAGAGCGAAGGGAAACUCAUGAGGAAAAUAAGACGCUUCUCUCGCCCAAGGAGCGUGACGUCGCGAUAUGGGCUCAUCCCAGAGUAUGGAUAA
Messenger RNA from Fibroporia radiculosa, 966 nucleotides. RefSeq lists its product as uncharacterized. The transcript has 2 exons. The record is from RefSeq and is a predicted model, not a curated record. Lineage: Eukaryota; Fungi; Basidiomycota; Agaricomycetes; Polyporales; Fibroporiaceae. Bases 1 to 966 code for a protein of 321 amino acids.